AUGCCCCCCCAAUCUUCUUCUGAUACAAUCCAGGCUGCUUUAAUCAUGGUCUCUACGGAAGAAUCCAAUGAAGCAAUUGUGUCGUCAAGAGACAAGAAAUCAAAGGGGCGAAGAAGGAAUAAACAAGAUAACGUUGCAACCCCCAGGAAGAGCAGGUUCCUAAAUGAAAUCGGAGAUGAGUUGAUGGAGCAGCUUCAUGCAACCCCCAAGAGUGAUGACAAUGGUGAUCUCAAAUCCUCGUGUGUUUCCGUCAUGGAUCACUUACGCAACAACUUAGCGCCAGCUGUGACGGCCUCCUCCUGCGCUAGCGUAGCAAGUCAUAGCAUACGGACGCUAGCCGGGUCGACUUGCACCCCGGCAACGAGUGUUGAUCUCCAUGAACCCUUGGGAGUCUCUCGCCCACAAGCUCGAACAGCGGUUGAUUCUUCCCACCCACACACCGAGUCCGAACCCAAGAAAGUCGAUCGAGACCAGGCGGCCGUGUUUAGCCUUGACGAUUUCACCACUAUGACAACCAUCGAGCGACUGGCUGCACAGCAUGGCCGAGUAGCACACAUGGGAAUUCUCGACCACAGCUACCGGUUCUUCGUCAACAAAUCGAGAACAGCAGCAUUGUCAUUCAAGGUUCAGAACGGAGUCGCAGUCAUUGGCGGGGACCCAUUAUGCAGCACAGAUGAAAUUCCUGAAUUGUUGGAAGAAUUCAGGGAGUAUCGACUGCGGUACAAUUGGAGUAUAGCAUUCAUGGGCGCCAGUGAAUCCUUCUUGCAUGACUAUGCCCACCCAAAUGGCUGGACGACAAUUCGUUUCGGCAUCGAGCGUGUCCUUAAUCCUCAAACAAACGACGUUCUUCUCGAGAACAGUGGGAAACGCAUGAUCACUCAAAACCGCCAACUCCUGAACCCAAACAAAGGUGGCAAUACCCUAGGCGUAUACGCCCCAGCCAUCCACGGCACAAAUCCCCACCUCCAAACCGAGCUCAUCGCCAUCUAUGAUGCCUGGCGCGCCGAGCGCAACUGCUCUGCCAGCCCGCAGGCCUUUAUCACUGUUUAUGAUCCAUUUGCCCUCCCCACUCUCAUGACAUUCAUAUAUACACGCAACGCAGACAAAAUCGUCAAUGGGUUCGCCGCGCUCAGGCACUUGGGCUCAGGUGGCUACCAUGUCGAUCCGUGCAUUGCAGCCCCGGGCAGUGCAAAGGGAAUCAGCGAUCUCCUCCUUAUCGCCGCAAUGGCACUCCUCAAUCGUGCCGGUGUGUCUUACCUCGGGUUCGGGUUCGAACCCCUACACGCCCUCGGCAGCGAAGAUGUCAUCGGCAUGCCGUCGCCUUUCGAGCGCUUCACCCGUGACCUGUACAGUCGUGCCUUUCAGCGUUUACCAAUUGGUGGAAAGAAGGCUUACCAUGAUAAACUCCGCCCGGAUUCCACUCAGGACUCCGCCCUAUAUCUUGUGUUCCCGCCUGGCGUCCCGGGUCCGCGGCACUUGCUGGCGAUGGCACAUAUGGCAAAUAUCAGCUUGCGGAAGAUCAUGUGGGCAGACGUUAGAAGUUGGAUGAUCUCUCACAGGUCGAAAGUGGAUGCCUGGUGUAGUGGGUCGUUCCACGGUACGACGGGCGCUUUAUUUUCAAAAAGGUCCAAAGGUACGGCCACUAACGAGUCGUCCACUUCUGAGCCUGUGAAUGGCAACUCGGCUGCUCAGAAGGCUGCAGCUAAAACCUCUAAUGAAUGGCCUAACCGUCAGUCUGUCAAUGACGUUUCAGUUGCGACCAAACCUAACGGCAACCUCCCUGAUGAAUCUCUCACCUCUGAGACUGUGAAAGUGCCAUAA
Messenger RNA from Penicillium paradoxum, 1821 nucleotides. RefSeq names its product protein ergS (gene ergS). The transcript has a single exon. NCBI's taxonomy places the organism in Eukaryota, Fungi, Ascomycota, Eurotiomycetes, Eurotiales, Aspergillaceae. The record is from RefSeq and is a predicted model, not a curated record. Bases 1 to 1821 code for a protein of 606 amino acids. Gene Ontology annotation, molecular function: aminoacyltransferase activity. Gene Ontology annotation, biological process: phospholipid homeostasis.